AUGUUGUCAAAUUUUAAUCAAUAUAAUCAAAUAAAUCUGGACGUUCAGAAACAAGUUUUAACACCAAUUAAUCCAACUGCUGCCGGAUCGAACGAUCAACAACAACAAAUUCCUGUUGCAGUUGUCGCUGCGACUACUGAUAAUUCAGUCAGCAAUAAAAAAAAUUCAAAGUGGAUAGCUCCAAGUUCUGUUCGUUAUUGUGACGCUCAAAAAACACAAGAAGAUCGACACAAUGAUUUGUUUCGUCGUUGCCGUGGUUUAUUAAAUAAAUUAACACCGGAAAAAUUCGAGAAAUUAAGUUUUGAUCUGUUGAAUAUUGGGAUCGAUUCACCGAAUGUAUUAAAAGGCAUAAUUUUAUUAAUAUUUGAAAAAUCUCUAGCUGAGCCAAAUUAUUGUGGAUUAUAUGCUGAAUUAUGUCUUCGAUUGGAUAAAGAUGCACCAAAUUUUGAACCAGCCGGAUCAGCAAUCAAAACAUUUCGCCGUCUUCUGUUAGCAAAAUGCGAAUAUGAAUUCGAGAAUCGUGCUAAAACACCAGUACAGAACGGCAAUGAAUUUGUUGAAUACGAAGAACAACAACAACAAUCUGACCAUCAACAACAACCAGCAUUGACAGCUAGUGAACUACGUAUACAGGCAAAGAAAAAAGCUGUUGGAAAUAUUAAAUUUAUUGGUGAAUUAGGUAAAUUAAAUUUGGUUUCUGAAGCGAUAUUGCACAAAUGCAUUAAAACAUUAUUAAAAAGUGGUAAUAAUGAAAGUUUAAAUGAAAAAUGUGAAGACUUAGAAUGUUUAACAAAAAUAAUGCAAACGAUCGGUAAAAAAUUGGACAACGAACAAGCAAAAAAUUUAAUGGACCAAUAUAUAGAACGUAUUAAAAAAUUUCAAGCAAAUAAAGAUUUACCGUCUCGAAUAAGAUAUAUAUUGCAAGAUGUUAUCGAAUUACGCGAGAAUAAUUGGAUACCACGAUUUGCACAAAGAGAAAACGAAACAAAAUUAAACAUUGAAGAAUCAACAAAUAUACAAAAACAACACAUACAGCAACAACAACCGAUCUUUCCUUAUCCAUAUGCGCAAAAAUUUCAGCCUCCAUCCGAUAUGAUGUAUCAAAUGGGAAACAGACCGAUGCGACCAUCAUUUCCUCGACAAAUACAAAAUCAACGCCAAUAUGAUGCAACUUGGUCGAACAUGACUCAAAAUACUUCCACACAGCGCCCAAUAGCACCUGCACGCUUGACAACAGGAGCUGUAAGCACUGGAAUUGGUGCUACAAAUGUUCCAUUAUCAUCUGAUCGAUUCCAGUUUGAACGUUUAAAUCCAUUAUUAACAGGUAAUCAACAACAGUCUUCACAUUAUCAACAACAACAAAGACAGCCCUCAUCGUCUUAUUUUCGUUCUUCACAGCCGUCAGUAGCCUCCUCCACGUCUCCAAAGACAAGAGGACAACAAACAACAUAUAAGAAUAAUUCAAACUUCAAUCUCAUGAAUCCGUUUGAAACUAAUAAUAAUACUACCAACAAUCAUCGUACGUCGCCAACUAUUUUAAGCGAUAAUAAAUUAAAAACAUCCCUUGAACAGACUAAUGGUGACAAACGUCCAUCACCCUCGACAACACCGCCCCUACCUAAACCAACAGUAACAGUUGUGAAUGGUUCGUUUGGUGAUGAUGACAAUAAAACAGUCUCUCAACCGAAACCAUUUAUACGUCCUCCUUUGACAUUAAAUGGGCCAACGUCAUUUACACCUACACCUCGCAGUUCUGCCCCACGGCCGCAAAGUCGAACUAAAUCUUGGUUACCUACAGAUCGCGAAGCAUCUCAAAUGAUUCCCAUCCAAAUGGAAAAACAACAAGCACCUCAAACUAAUCGAACACAAAUAUCUAACACUUAUUAUAAUACUGAUAUCGUUGAUAACCAUCCGUUGACAAAACAACAAAGUAAUUUAUCAUCACUGAUAAAAACAUCAAUACCACCAACAGUAGUAACAUCUCAACUGCAGAAUGUCUCCGGAGUUUCUGCCAAUUCAUUGUCAUUAGAUGAAUUACAUGAAAAAUACGACACAUUUUUAACUAGUGUAAAUGAUAUUGAAGUACUUAUUCAAGAAAUACGUUGUUUAAAAUUAUCGAAAAGACAAACAAUUGAAUUUGGAGAAUAUAUAUUGAUUAAAUCUGUCUAUAAUCAUAAUAGAAACAUCGACUCAUUAUGUAAAUUAUUACAAGAAUUGUAUAAAAAUGGUUUAUUUAUAAAUGAACAAUGCAUCCUUGUCAUAUCGAAUAUAUUACUAAAAAUAAAUGAUCAUGAAAAAGAUAUCCCAUUAUUUAAAUCAGAAUUUUCAUUUAUUUUAGCAAAAUUAAUUUCAUCAAGUUUAGAUGAGAAACAGCUACCACCGCCAAAAAAACAGACAUCAUCAUCGAAUUGUCUUUUAUCACUGACUGAUUUAUGUAAAAUACUAAAGGAUGGCCAAUAUCAUCCGUUAUUUUUAUUAGUUUUACAACAAUUACAAGAUAUUUAUAAUAAUAAUGAGGUGUAUAUGUAUAAUUUAUUAGAAAAAUCUAAAAUUAAUAUGAGUGAUAUGUUACCACUUGGUGAUAGAAAAGAUGACUUGUUAUUAAAUGUUUUAGAAGAUCGACGUUUAGCGUAUUUAUGUCCAUAUUUAAAAUUUCGUUGUAAGCUCACUGAACAAUUGCAUUCAAAUAUCACAAAUAGUGACUUAGAAACAUUUAUUGAUGAACAGACAAUAAAUUAUAACAAGCAAGAUAAAAAAUUUAUCCAAACUCUCAUCACAUGUAUCUGUGAAGCAGCUAUUGAUUGUACAACAAUACAAACUACAAAUAUCCAACAACGACCAGAUAAACAGACGGUAGUAAAGGAAAAGCAAGAAAUAGAAAAAUAUCGUCAAUGUUUACAAAAAUAUAUCACGACUAUUGAUCAACAAGUUGAGGCAUUAUAUGCAUUACAAUUAUUAGCAUAUAAAAAACAAUUCCCUAAAGAAUUAUUGUUAAGAUUAUUUAAGUAUUCAUAUGAUUUUGAUAUUAUUGAAGAGGAUGCUUAUUACAAAUGGAAAGAAGAUAUUAACGAUGAUUAUCCAGAGAAAGGCAAAGCUUUAUUUCAAGUGAAUCAGUGGAUAAAGUGGUUGGAAGGUGCAGAAGAAGAAUCCGAAUCUGAUGAAACAACGCAACUAGCAGUAACAGCAACGAAAUUAAAUGAUAUUUCGUCGGCGACUACAACAAUUGAACAACAAAAUCAGCAAGAACAAUUGAAGGAUACGAUGAUUAAUGAAAAUGGAAAUGAGAAUUAA
Didymodactylos carnosus is the source of this 3291-nucleotide messenger RNA. NCBI's taxonomy places the organism in Eukaryota, Metazoa, Rotifera, Eurotatoria, Philodinida, Philodinidae. The record is from the annotation of a GenBank genome assembly.